AUGCUUCGUAUAUCCUAUCGAUAUAUUCGACGAUUUAAACGUCAUUCAUUUAAUAUAUUUUGUUUAGCUCUAUUGUUGUAUUUAUCAUUCUCAAUACAAUACAAGAACUCCAUCUUAUUUCUACAACAUCAUCUUUUAUCAGUUAAAAUAUUAUUAUGGUCUUCUUCAUCUACUUUGCCACAGUUAUCUCAACGUACACUCAUAUUAGUUCGUACAUCACAUCAUUGUGAGUCACGCUUGAAAUACUUACUUUCAAGCUGGAUACCACCAACUCGAAUAGAACAAAAAGACAAAAAUUUGUAUCUUCUAACAGAUUAUUAUGUUCGUAAUUCAACAUCAUAUCAAAAAUUUGUAAAUGUGAUUGAAACAAAUUGUCCUGGAAGACAUAAUCAAUACGAUCUUUGCUGUAAGACAGCUAGUGAAUUUGAAUUAUACUAUAAUUUAACAUCAGUAAGGAAAUUAUCUAUUGAUUGGAUGUGUCGAUUUGAUGAUGAUCAUUACAUUAAUUUAGAUAAUUUAUAUUUGUAUUUAAAAACAUUAGAUGCUUCUAAUCUAUAUUAUAUUGGACGUACAACCUAUGAUUAUCAAAAAGAAUCUUAUUUCUAUAAUGUAACAUAUUUUUUUGCAACUUAUGGUGCUGGAGUUUGUUAUUCAAAACAGUUAUUAAACCAAUUGAAACCUUAUGUAAACAGAACUGCAUUUUCCAAUAAUUGUAUGAAACUUGGUGUCAAUGAUGAUGUUUAUAUGGGAUAUUUGAUACAAUUGAAAUUAAACGUCUCGUUAACACGAAUAAAUGAUUUAUUACAUUCACAUUAUGAAUGGCUUGAUGUCUCAUUUCGUCGGUUCACAUUCAAACAAUUAAUAAACUCAAUAACAUUGGGUUUUUCAUGGGACAGAUAUCCGUUGAAAUGGAUUAUCCUUAUACAUAAAUUAAUACAUCUGUCAAAAACCACUCAACAACAUGAUUCAUUAAUGAGUGUGUGGAAUUUUAUAAGAGAUUAUGAAAAAGUACAUCCAGAAAACUUAGUCAAUAAAUACGAUGACACUUGUACAUCAUAUUGGAAAAAACGAACACAGAAGUAA
Molecule: messenger RNA, 1083 nt
Organism: Rotaria sp. Silwood2
Lineage: Eukaryota; Metazoa; Rotifera; Eurotatoria; Philodinida; Philodinidae
Source: the annotation of a GenBank genome assembly